Messenger RNA from Mya arenaria, 3364 nucleotides. Its product is annotated as transcriptional regulator ATRX-like. The record is from RefSeq and is a predicted model, not a curated record. The transcript is spliced from 14 exons. Bases 1 to 2859 code for a protein of 952 amino acids. Lineage: Eukaryota; Metazoa; Mollusca; Bivalvia; Myida; Myidae.
AUGACCACGUGCCGGUGUUCUGCAGGAAUUAUGGAAAUGUUCGAUGGCGCUAAGGAGGAUAUCCACUUCAGUGUUGAGGCCAAGACUGCUAUUAAAGAAUUAAAAAAUACAAAAGAAUCGAAGCAGACAAAAUAUAAGACACAACCACCCAAGCCAGGAGACAAGCCUUUGGUUGUCAAGGUUCCCGGGAAGAAGGCUCAUCGUAGGGAACAGCGAAAGAGGGACAGGUUCAGUAGUCUCUCUCUCGCCAGACCGCCUGAUAAGCCCAAAGUUGUAAAGGUCCCGGGGACAGGGGCCACACAUAGGAGGAGAUCGGACAUUGAAACAUCUGGGUAUACUUCAGGGGAAAGUGCGACUAAGGAAUAUAGUGGUAGGAAAAGAGUCAUCGGUGAAAAGGCUAAGAUAAUUAAGAAACCUGGUCUGUCUCUUCGUGAAAGAAAGGAACUUGGACGCUCUAAUCAGUCUUCAUCCAACGACUUUUAUGGAGAUUCUGGUGGUGUAAGUCCAAGGAAUAAGACCACUGGAGGGAACACAGGAUUAUCUUCAUCUUCAAGAGAUACCCCAUCGUCCCGGAGAACUUCUGAGCUAACAUUACGUGAACGGCGGACACAAGCCAGGUUAGAAAAGGCCGGACUUUCGGAGAACGAGGAAGAGAGGGUCCAACGAAGAAUCGAGGAGCAAGAAAAUUUAGAAAAACAAAUCGCAGACUUAUUGAACAGAAACUCUGUAAAAAAGAAAGGGGUACACAAUGAUACAGAGGUAAGCAAUCACCCGCCACAGGAAUACAAGAAAAAGAAAAGAGAUAUUAGAGCUGCAGAAUAUAUUGUUAACAAUCUGAAGCAGCAGAAAUUAGCCGAAGAAUCAUACAAUAGAAAAAAGUUAAUCGAUUCAAAUAAUAAUUCAAGGAAUAGCCAGACGUCGAGGGAUUUACAAAGUAGGAAUACGGUGCCAAGUAGGAAUACACUGCCAGACAGAACUUCUACAGGAAACAGUGACCCUAACCAGACAUAUGUAGAACGUUCUGAAGAAGCUCAUCGUGAAAGUAGAGAUACCAAACACACAGAAAAUGAAGUAACUGAAGAAUAUUAUACCAGACAACAAACGCAUCAAGGACCAAGACCAACCCCCUACCAACCGGGGUACGAGGCUCCAAUACAUGAAAGCCUAGAAGAGAUGGGCGACACCGCGCGUCGAGACGAGGACCUCUAUGAGGACGGGGGCCGGGCGGUCCGGGGAUACGAGGAGGAAGGUUACUAUGACGACCAGCAGGGGUACGGCGUACAGGACGACCAGGAAGACAACAGGGAAGAGGAAUAUGACAAUUAUGACGAAGGGCAGCACGGGUCGGGGCGGCUGCCGCCUAUAGACGAUAACCGGAAGCGGAAACAGCAGGAUCAGACGUCAUGGCAGAGCUACCCGGGCAGGAAACCCGUCUAUGAGCGUCUGUAUGACCCCAACUACCGGGAUCGCAGAAGCUUGCCCACUAGACCGGAAACUGUUUACUACAGGGACUUCAAGUCUCGGCCUCCCAAAAACUUGGGACACGUUAAAAGCAAGUUCAAUGACCCGAGCUACUACGAACCCCGAGGGGAGUAUGUCCUGGAGACGGAGGACCCAGAAGCUGCACAGUUCAGGUCAAAACCGCCCAAGGAACUAGAACAUGUGCAAAGUCGAAUAUUAAACCCAGAAUAUCAGAAGAAGAAGGAACCUGCUCCGGACUCCUCCACCGAGGAUCGGGCCGCUGCCACCUUCCACGCUCGCCUCCCUCAGCAUCUUGGGCACGUGCAACCGAAGAUCUACGACGCCCGGUACUACCAGGAGAGGCAACAGGAGGAGGAGGAAGUCGUACGACCAGAAUUCAGGUCAAGGCCGCCGAAACGACUGGAAAAUGUGCAAAGCCGGAUCAUGGACCCGAAGUAUUUCCAGGAGAAACCUAAACCGGAAGAAGAAAAGAUAGAAACCGAGUUCCGCUCCCGCCCGCCAAAGAAACUAGAGCAUGUUCAAAGCCGGAUCCUGGAGCCUCGCAAACAGAAGCCUCCACCACCGGAAGAGGAUUCUACCUCGCCCUUACCGACUUUCCGAUCAAAACCGCCCAAAAACCUAGAGCAUGUUAGUAGCCGCAUACUUGACCCGGCGUACUACACGCCAAAGACGGCGGACAUGUCACAGGACGUGGAUGAGGAUGCGCAGCACGAGUUCAAGGCCCGUCUCCCAAACCACCUCUCACACGUGGAGUCCCGUGUCAAUGACCCCCGCUACCUGAAGAAGCGUACGUCGAUCCCCAGAGACGAGCAGGAAGCCCAGGCCAUGAACACAGACUUCAAGGCCCGGCCGCCUAAAGCAUUGCAACACGUGCAAAGCCGUUUUUUCGACCCUUACUACAACAAGCAGCUGUCCCCACGAGACACGUCAUUAGUGGAGCUCAAACAGAAGGGUCCAAUAGUCGUGAUUAACGUCAAGAAAACUGAGCGGCCGCAUGGUUACAAGGAUAGACUCGAGCGGGCGCGUGCGGUCCAGGGAGCCGCCGUGAUGGACAAGGAAAACUUCAAUGAAUUCAGAGAAUCUAAGGAAAAGCGGAAGGGCGAUUUAACGCCACGAUGGAAGGAGGCUGAGCCAGAGAAGAAGGAAGUAAAGCGGUGGAGGCCGCCGAAGAAGCCGAAGCCAGAAAAGAUCGACCGCCAGUUUUUCGAUACAUGGGAGAUGACUCCCACCCACGUGAUAACCCCUGGUAGCCAGGAGGGCGAUAUGUUCUCUCGCAACCGACAGGAAGUGGCAGAAAUGUGGACCGACUUCUCAAAGUCCGUCAAGCGCUCAGGCAUCCGGAACACCAACCAGCGCUCUACGCGAACAUAUUAUUGACCUUGAACUACAAUGUGUAGACUUGAUCUAAAGGGACAUUUCGUGUUUCUGUGAUAUACAAUGAUAGGCUAUAAUUUGAUAUGUACUUUGUGAUGAGUCACAAAGAGAAGACUUCUGUUUUAGCAGAUUAAUGUUGCAGUUUCUGUCAAACUGUGUUGGAAAGUAUUCUGUGCUUAAACAUUUCUGUGACGAGGUUGAUACUAUAUUGGAACUAAUUUUGUUAGAAGAAAGGUUUGAAGGAAAACAUUUUCACAGAAAGGAUCCGUUCAUAUAUUUCGUGUUCAAGGAUUUUCCAUUUUCGUUUCAACGGAAGUUCCAUAUGAUUGUAGCAUAUCAUAUAAAAUUGACUUCAUUGCAUUUACUUCGUAAACUGAAGACAUGAAAAGUGUAGUAUGUCCAUCAUAAAUUCAAGAAUACCUGUAUCAAAUGAAUAAACUCAUUUAAAAGAAUAAUUUAGUAUCAUUAAUCGGAAACCUUGCAAGAUUAAUUGAAUAUACAAUUAAGA